Molecule: messenger RNA, 2101 nt
Organism: Alnus glutinosa
Lineage: Eukaryota; Viridiplantae; Streptophyta; Magnoliopsida; Fagales; Betulaceae
Exons: 2
Coding region: 1-2031 (676 amino acids)
Biological process (GO): protein phosphorylation; signal transduction
Cellular component (GO): cytoplasm
Molecular function (GO): ATP binding; protein kinase activity
Source: RefSeq, a predicted model, not a curated record
AUGGAGCAAUUUCGUCAGAUUGGAGAGGUACUAGGGAGCUUGAAGGCUCUAAUGGUUUUCAGAGACAAUAUCCAAAUCAACCCACGUCAGUGCUGUUUACUGCUUGAUAUCUUCAACUUCGCAUACGAAUCAAUAGCAGAAGAGAUGAGACAGAGCCUGAUAUUUGAAGAAAAGCACAUGAAAUGGAAAGUUCUUGAGCAGCCUUUUAGAGAAGUCCACAAAAUAUUCAAAGAAGGAGAAGCCUAUAUUAGGCAGUGUUUGGAAACCAAGGAUUGGUGGGCUAAGGCCAUUACCCUUUAUCAAAACACUGACUGCAUUGAGUUUCACAUCUACAACUUGCUUUCCUGUAUUCCGAUUGUCAUCGAAGCAAUUGAGACUGUAGGAGAGUUAUCUGGUUGGGAUCAGGAUGAUAUGCAGAAGAAGAGACUCUUUAACAUGAACAAGUACAAGAGAGAACAUAGAGAUUUGAAACUUUUCCAGUGGAAAUUCGGGAAGCAGUACCUCAUCACUCACGAUUUUUGCAAUCGAUUUGACACGGUUUGGAAGGAAGAUAGAUGGAUUCUUCUAAAUAAGCUCCAGGAAAAGAAAACCUUGGGUUCCACAAAGUAUGACAAGUGUCUCAGUGAUCUCCUUCUCAAAAACUUAGAUGGGAAACUCUUUCCAACCUCAAUCCUUGUCGGAUCUAAGGACUACCACGUGCGGCGGCGGUUAGGCGGCGGCAGGCAAUACAAGGAGAUCCUAUGGUUGGGAGAAAGCUUUGUAAUAAGACAUUUUUAUGCGGAUAUUGAACACCUUAUACCUGAGGUUUCUAGACUGUUGUCUCUUUCCCACCCAAACAUAAUGCACUUUCUUUGUGGGUUUACCGACGAGGAAAAGGAAAAGAAAGAGUUUUUUCUGCUUAUGGAACUCAUGAACAAAGACCUUUCCAGCUACAACAAAGAGAUUUCUGGCCCAAGGAAGCGGAAUGCAUUCUCUCUUCCUGCUGCAGUUGAUCUUAUGCUUCAAAUAGCAAGAGGAAUGGAAUAUCUCCAUUCAAAGAAAAUCUACCAUGGAGAUUUGAAUCCUUCCAACAUUCUUGUCAAAUCUAAAGAAGGUAACAUGCAUGCAAAGGUUUCAGGGUUUGGACUAUCCUCCAUUAAACAUGUUAGCCAAAAAAGCUCUUCAAAUCAAAAUGGAACACUCCCAUUCAUCUGGUAUGCCCCUGAAGUUCUGGAAGAGCAAGAACAGGCAGGAAGUACAGCGAAUUCCAAGCACACAGAAAAGUCAGACGUGUACAGUUUUGGAAUGGUUUGCUUUGAACUUUUGACCGGGAAAGUUCCUUUUGAGGAUAGCCAUCUUCAAGGAGACAAGAUGAGUCGGAACAUUAGAGCAGGCGAGAGGCCACUUUUUCCAUUCCAUUCACCAAAAUACUUGACCAGUUUGACAAAGAGAUGUUGGCAUACUGACCCAAAUCAACGGCUAAGCUUCUCAUCCAUCUGUAGGAUUCUUCGCUAUAUCAAACGGUUCCUUGCAUUGAAUCCCGAUUAUAACAGCCAGCCAGACCCACCAAUGCCAUUGGUAGAUUACUGCGACAUAGAGUCGGGGCUUUUGAGGAAGCUCCCUUUAAUGGGAAGUUCUGAUCCAUCGCCAGUAUCACAAAUCCCAUUUCAGAUGUUUGCUUAUAGAAUUGAGGAGAAGGAGAAAACAAGUGCAAGCCAAAAAGACAAUUCAGAAUCAGGAAGUGAUGGAGCUUCAGCUUAUGGGGAUGAAAAUGUGCCGAUGAUGGAUGAUCCAAUCUUCUCACCCGCAAAUGAAAGCAAGUCUUUAGCUUCACCUGAUAGUGGGAACAAAAAAUCUUCAUCGUUAAAGAAAUCUCCUGAUAUGAAAGCAAACAGACAAGCAGGAACAGCAAAAGGACGAUCCGUAAGACCUCCACAGCUGACACCUUGUGGGCGUAGUAUGAGAAUAAGUUCAGAAAGCCAUCAAAUGGCGACGAGUCCAAGAAUACAGAGAACAUCUUCUGGUCAUGCCUCAGAUUCCGAACUCUCCUAGACUUCCAUGUUACCAAAUCAUUUCCCUCAACAAAAGCUUCACUCUUUAAUUUCAGACAUUUGGAUCUUUG